Molecule: messenger RNA, 1281 nt
Organism: Trichobilharzia szidati
Lineage: Eukaryota; Metazoa; Platyhelminthes; Trematoda; Strigeidida; Schistosomatidae
Source: the annotation of a GenBank genome assembly
GUGGCAUUUUGUCAAGUUCUGUCUUUUCAAGAAACAUAAAUGCCGUAAUUGUCACCGUUUUGGACAUAAAGAGGGUUACUGUCCACCACAGAAAAAUUCUUCGGUGAAGAACAGAAGUAGUCGUUUCAAGCCGAAACAAUCUCCUCUAAUACAGACCAUUUUCACAACUUCCAAAGUCGAUUUCGCCAGCAAACGUAAGUACAUUACACUACGUAUUAACAGCAAACCUAUUCGUCUUCAGUUGGAUACGGCAUCAGAUAUCACUUUAAUUUCCCGAACUACGUGGCGCAAACUUGGUUGCCCACAGAUUCUGCCGACCGAGCAUGUCGCUAAGAAUGCCUCUGGAGAUAUACUGAAACUCGUGGGUGAGAUAAAUUGCCAGGUUCAGUUUGGUCUAUGCAUAAACCGAAUUCAAACGUCCUGCGUCAGUCUUCUGUCAAUGUAUCAUCAAAAUCAAUAUCUCCUAAUAAGUCAAAUGAUAAGCUGGAUAACCGAUGUCGUAAGCGAGGAAGACGACAAAGAAAUAAAAAUACCAGGGAUGUUGAAACAUCUACAAGCAAUAAAGAAGAAGAAGUGGAUGCUGAUUCUAAAAAUGAUCCUUUCGCAUCGCAUCCAUUAGUGAAACUUCAAGCAAAACGACGACAAUGCCUAAAAAAUAUUGAAAAUGGGGAGGCAAUAAAUGACAAUCAGCAUUUGUGUGAACUGUCAAACCAUGUAGUCAAUAAUACAGUAUCUAAUAACAGUCAAACGAGUAGUAUAUGUGAAACGCUUACACCAAGUACUUCCACCUCAGAGGAAGCAUGGAAACCAUUAAAUCAGAAACACAAAUUGAGAUCUAUAGAAUCCCUUUGUGAAGUUAUGCUUCUUGAUGGUAUUCCUACACCUUUCACCAAUGAGAACACGGAUUGUGUUGCCUGUAAACUAAGAAAUCACGUGCAAACUGAAACGGUAAUUAGGAUGGUUUGUGCAGCGUGCCCAGAAUUUCCUCGGCUUUGUUCAGCACAAUGUUUUCGAUGGUGGCACAAUAUUCAUUUACCGGCACUCCGUAAUAAACCAAGAACAAUAAUCGAAUCCGAACAAACCGGUACAACGAUAAAGAAAUCAAAUAACCAAGUGAUGGUUUCAGAAUUCCAGGUACUUGACCAAUCAAGUGAAUUAAAAGCGCCUGAGAAAUCAGUCCCUCAACCUUGUACAGCAUCCGUACAUCGGCUUGUCGGAAAAAGAAAACGACGUAAAAGAUUCCUAUAUUCUAAUGCAAAAAGGAAAGUUAUACCAGUCUAG